UUUGUAGCAGAAAAAAGCCACAGAAAGGAAACCCCAACCCCUCCAUAGAAAUAGGCCACAACAUCUCUCUCACAAGCAAACAGAAUCAGAAAAUGAGGAAAAAGCCAUAGCAAAAGUUAAGAAAAAGCAAAAAAGAAACCCUCAAAGAACUCACACUACCACUGUAGUUCUAAAACUCCACACACAAAUCCAAAGCAAUAGAGUGAAAGAAAUAAAAAGCUUCUUCCUUUACUUUUCUUUUCGUAUCUAACCAGUCCCUUUCAUUUCUACUCUGUCUCUUCGAUUAGUCCAUCUGUUUUACUCUGUCAGUUUAACUUCAAUCCCAUCCAUUUUCCCUCCCAAUGCCACUCACUAUGGUCCCCUUUGUCAUGCAUUAAACACGAAUAGUCCAUGUUACCUCUCAGGUAUUUGUUGAGAAGGAUUUGCUUUUGAGUUAGGGUUUGUUUCUUGGUGUGUGAAAUUUUGCAAUGGAUGGGCGCAUGAAGAAGUAUAGGCAGUUGAGUCCGGAGAGAGCGAAAGUUUGGACUGAGAAAUCACCUAAGUAUCAGCAGCAGAAGCCACGGCUGAAUAGUGGCAAAGUACCUGUGGUAUACUAUCUAUGUCGAAAUAGACAGCUUGAGCAUCCCCAUUUCAUUGAAGUACCCUUGUCUUCGCCCGAGGGUCUUUACUUGAGGGAUGUAAUUGAGAGGCUUAAUGUUUUGAGAGGCCGAGGAAUGGCUUUAUCAUACUCUUGGUCUUGCAAAAGAAGCUACAAAAAUGGAUUCGUAUGGCAUGAUCUUUGUGAAGAUGACCUCAUUCUUCCUGCCCAUGGUAAUGAGUAUGUUCUUAAAGGCUCAGAGCUUUUCGAUGAAUCCAAUGCAGGUUGCUUUAGUCCCGCUGGAAAUGUUAGAUUGUCAACAAACCCAAAGCUACUACCAGAACCACCAUCUUCUAGAAGCCAAGAUGAUUCUUCGUCUUCGUCUAGCAUGAAUGAGAAAGGUACGAAGAAUUCUCAAGAUGAUGAAUCGUCACCACCUGUUCAACGUCCAGGUUCUUCAGCGGUAUCCCCUCAGUCCAGUGCUGGUAAAAGUUCUUCAUGGAAUGGUUCAUUAAGUUUGACAGAGUACAAGAUAUAUAAGGCCGACGGGCUGGCCGAUGCUUCAACUCAGACUGAGGAAAAUGUAAGCAAAGCUACACGUCCAGAAACUUGUACAAGAGGUGUUUCUACAGAUGACGGGUCUGUAGAGCCUGAAAGUAAUGAAAUACAAGAGAUUCAGAUUCAACAGGCAAAUGAAUCUGCAGAGAUAUGCCGGGAGACAGUAUCGCCUGCUCCAUCCUCAUCGAGUGCAUCAUCGUCAGGUGGUAGAACGGAUACGUUGGAAAACCUCAUCAGAGCUGAUAUAAAUAAGCUCAACAGCUUUAGAAUAAUUGAAGGGGAGGAGUUUCGAGUUCCAAAAACUAAGCUAAAGCCCUCGAAUGUGCUGAUGCAACUAAUUUCUUGUGGAUCAAUUUCAGUAAAAGAUCAUAGCUUUGGCCUUAUUCCUACUUACAGGCCAAGAUUUUCGCAUUCAAAAUUUCCAUCUCCUCUGUUCUCGACCUCGUUAACUUUAGGAGAUCUUGAUUGCCUGGCUGAGAAUCCUAGGUUUAUGGGUUUGAGAUUGGAAGAUAAAGAAUACUUCAGUGGCAGCCUGCUUGAGACGAAUAUGCCCAAGGAGCCUACCAUUCUAAAGCGGUCGUCUUCUUACAAUGCCGACAGGACAAAUAAAGAACUUGGAGAUUCAGCUGAAGAAAAAGAGGAGAAAAGCUCAGGCACAAAGUGCAUUCCACGUUCAAUCAAGGCUUCCCUGAAUAAGCAGCAGGCAAGAAGCGAGACAGUGAAAUCCCCUCUUUCUGAAGGUCCUAGAAUAUCAUCAGAUAGAAUAGGCAGUUCACGAACCAUUACACCUGGCACAUCCUGUGGAGGAAGCAAGAGAAUUACCGAGCCAUCAUCCGGCAAGAGACACUCAAAUAGAAUAGACUCUUUCAGAGAGGAGAAAGAAAAUGUGAUCAAAAUUGAAGAAAGGCUUGCUUCAGGAGCUCGGGUUAUAAUACAGUCGACAGGAGCUACUGACAAUGAUGAUCUCUCUUAGAGAACAAUUCUGAACAUUAGGCAACCAGAAGAGUGGGGAAUUUUGUUAAAUCUUGUAACUACCUGUCCUACUUGUAAUUGUCCAAACACGAUUCUUUAAAUGUCAAUUAGGGAAAAGCAUGGAGUAAAUUAAGCAUUUGCUGAUAGGGACAAGUAGUGAGUAUUGAGCUGGCUCUAUUGUACCUAUCCUUGUUUUUUUUUUGGGGGCCUCUUUUUCCAGUUUUGUGGUGUAUUAUUGCCAUUGAAGUGAAAUAUUCCACUUUUGAAUGGCCCCCUGGACCUCAGCUAGUAAAUCCAAGCAAUCAUUUGUCUGCUGUAUUA
Nicotiana attenuata is the source of this 2428-nucleotide messenger RNA. RefSeq names its product protein UPSTREAM OF FLC. NCBI's taxonomy places the organism in Eukaryota, Viridiplantae, Streptophyta, Magnoliopsida, Solanales, Solanaceae. The transcript has 7 exons. The record is from RefSeq and is a predicted model, not a curated record. The coding region runs from base 468 to 2108 and encodes 546 amino acids.